This is a messenger RNA of Symbiodinium sp. CCMP2592, 2457 nucleotides long. The record is from the annotation of a GenBank genome assembly. NCBI's taxonomy places the organism in Eukaryota, Dinophyceae, Suessiales, Symbiodiniaceae.
AUGGACGUUGCGAGCCAAUGGCUCCCUGCCUUUGAAGUCAAGUGGCGCCUACUGUAUUGUAGCCUUCUUGUGGGGCUGCUGGCACUCUGUGCUCCGCUUUGCCUCUGUGAGCGUCGCAUAUACGACUGUUUCGGAGAUGUUGUGAGCACUUGGUUUGGGCUAUGCCUCGGAGUCGUGCAUGUCCCUGGCUCUUCAGCUGGCAGGCACUGCUCCGCUAGAUGCACCCUUGUGCUUUGCGGUUUGAUCACCCUUCUCUCCACGUGUCUCGCAGGCUAUCCCUGCAUCUUCUGGGCUUCUCCAGUCUUGCAGGUGAGUACCGAAAGCCGUGGGAAGUUUGGCCCGGGCCAGCAGACACUUGCUCUCGUCCUGUUGUCACUGAUAUGGGUUUGCUGCAUGCUGAGGCAGCACCCAGCUUCUACCGGCACACAUGAUGCCAAGUGGUGCAUGUUUUCUUUUUGGCUAGCAUCGGCAGUGUGGCAGUUUUCAGUCAUAUUGCUGGACAACAAUCGUCAAGCUUUCAUCUAUUUACAAAGAUUCGGUUGUGGAGUGCAGUGUGUUGCUCUCGGCUGGACUUUGCAUUUGUUGCAGAUUCGGAUUGUGGGAAUCGGGUCUAGCUUGGUGCAGCCCCCUUGUUCGCACAUAUGGAUACUCGUCAUGUGCGGCAGCUGGCUCUUUCGCAAUACGUAUGUUUCAAACCCACAUUCUGUGAAUGUGAAUCUUUGGCCUUUCUUUGUCAGCCAGUCGGUGCUGUGUACUAUUUGGGUAUCUUACAUGGCGCUGAUAUGCUCGAGCUUGUCAAUGAAGUUGAGUAUCUUGCUGCACGAAACGGGGCGAGUACGAGGGUUUCCAAGGAGACAGGCUAUUUGGGCUGCGCAAGUUCUGGGUAUGGAGAUGCUGAUAUGCACAGUGUUGGGCUUGACCAUGUGUUGCCAGGGCGUCGUCUCUUGCAUAUCCAUGUAUGCCAAGUUGCAGUUUUGGGGUGCCCCGUCGGAUGCACACUAUCGGCUCGCGUUUAAGUGGAUGGAGCUUGUGUUCGUCGCCGACAACACCAUGUGGGUAGUGAACUCACUGGGGCUGGGCCUUCUGUCCGGGAUUCUCUGGCAAGUACGGCCUCCCAAAGAUGACUCACAGUCUGGUCGUGAGCUAACCAGAGGCUUGGUCUCGAUGGCCAGCUUGCUGAGCCCCGAGGAAAAGGAAGCCUACGACCUGGUGGUCCAGCAGCUAGCAAACCGAGGCUUUCGCCUCGGUGCGCUUCUGGGCUUCUGGGAGGGACUUCUCGAUGGUGAGGCGAUGCCAGGCUUUGACCCCGUACGUUCCUUGACCAACGACGUGGUUCGACGGGCAAUCAUCCCCGAAUCGCGAGUUGGAGAUGGCGGUUGUGCCUUGGCAACGCUAUGGUCCGGCGCCGGCAUCAAGCCGCAAGUCAUGGUCACGCACAACUGGACCAACGGCUUUGGAAGUCUUGUCUCCGCAAUCCUCGCGGAUGCUUUGGGACGGGCUGGCUAUCAGGACGUUUCAGCUCAGAUUGCCACAGCAUCUGGCCUUCAGCGGAUCCAGGCAAAGCUCGCUAGCAAGCUGGAGACGACCUACUGGGUGUGUGCUUUCUGCAUCAACCAGCAUGCUAGUAUUUGUGGUGGCUUUGCGCCCGAGCCGCCCCAGGGGACGCCCGAAUGGGCUGCUUGGGACAGAAGGCGGUAUGACUCAGUUACAGGUGAAGCCUUUGCAUUCUGCAAUUGCCAAGUGGAGAAAGUUUUCAGCCACACUGACGCAAGGUCUGAACUCAACAAGUUCGACGACAUGAUGACACACCUUGCAUUGGAGGUGGCGGAUUUCACACAGCUCAUUGUCGUCGAUGAUGUUUUCGAUGUGCUUUACCGGGCCUGGUGUGUUGCCGAGAUAUUCGAGGCCAAUGUUCUGGGCAUGGAAUCUCGAAUACAGGUUUCGUCGCAGGAUGCUGUAGAUCGGAACUACGACAGGCUGUCAGUAUUAGAUGUCAGACAAUGCGCAGCUUCUUCCGAAGCUGACAAAGAGAUGAUCAUGGCGAAGAUUUCGGAUGUGGAAGUUUUCAACAGGAAAAUCCAGCAGCUCGUUUUCAGCGAAGAGAUGGGCUUGUUUGCAACGUGGGUAGGUGGGAGCGAGCGUUCCCAGCAAGCAGACCUCCGGUGCUGGGCCUUGCUCAUCGUGGGCCUGCUGGUGGUCGGCUCCAGCAAAACUCUGGGCUUCCUGGCUCCUUUCGCGCUGAAGCGGGCCGUGGAUCUCUUAAGCCACCAGGAUUACUUGGGCCUGUCAUGGUUGGCCAUCUUCGCUGCACUGAAAGGCAUGACCCAGGCCUUGAACAACAGCAAGACGGCCGUGUUGUGCUUCAUCGCACGCCCCAUGGGGAGGCCGGGAUGGUUGGCGGAAGAUGUCCUUAUCGACGCUGAUGUGGGGUUUCGGGCACGAGUUGGAUGCAUGUGA